AUGGCCAGAAGUAAAGAACUCGUCCCCCAUAUCGGCCGUCUCUCGCGCUCAAAACUCGCUGCCAAGCGGGGUCUUUACAAGGGACUGAAAAAGUCGGGGAAGCCUACUGUUGACACCCCCCCCGAGACCGUGGAGAAGACCAUUGGUGGUGACAAGAACGGUGGGAAGCGUCUUGUCCCAACAUCGAAGGCUCCUCGUUUCUACCCUGCUGAGGACGUCUCCCAACCCAAAAAGAGCCGCAAAACCCCCAAGCCAACACAACUUCGUGGCUCCAUAACUCCCGGUACUGUUUUGAUUCUGUUGGCUGGAAGAUUCCGGGGAAAGAGGGUUGUGUUCUUGAAGCAGUUGGAUAGCGGGCUUUUGCUGGUGACGGGUCCGUUCAAGAUUAAUGGUGUGCCAUUGCGACGGGUCAAUCAGGCAUAUGUGAUUGCUACGUCUACCCACAUUGAUAUCUCCAAAGUCAACUUGGAUGGCAAAUUCAAUGACAAAUACUUUGCGAAGACUGACUCCAAAGGUGUUGUCUCUGCUGAGGCCGAGUUCUUUGAGGAGGGAAAACCCAAGGCGAAGGCGGCUCUUCCUGAAUCAAAGACAGCUGACCAGAAGGCUGUCGACGAUGCUAUCAUUGUAUCCGUCAAGAAGACGAGCAACCUGGCCAAGUAUUUGGCAGCAAGCUGGGGUCUAUCGAAGGGCCAGUUCCCUCACCAGCUGGUAUUUUAGAUGUAGCACAAGUUGGGGCUGCCGUUAGGGGCGGGCGAGGGCUUAAGACUUGACUAUGUUAUAUGUUACAUCUAUGAUGAUACAUGCACGCCGCCGUUUGAAAGCCAAA
Molecule: messenger RNA, 826 nt
Organism: Guyanagaster necrorhizus
Lineage: Eukaryota; Fungi; Basidiomycota; Agaricomycetes; Agaricales; Physalacriaceae
Product: 60S ribosomal protein L6
Exons: 2
Coding region: 1-717 (238 amino acids)
Biological process (GO): cytoplasmic translation; ribosomal large subunit assembly
Cellular component (GO): cytosolic large ribosomal subunit; ribosome
Molecular function (GO): RNA binding; structural constituent of ribosome
Source: RefSeq, a predicted model, not a curated record